Molecule: messenger RNA, 780 nt
Organism: Aspergillus oryzae RIB40
Lineage: Eukaryota; Fungi; Ascomycota; Eurotiomycetes; Eurotiales; Aspergillaceae
Product: endonuclease/exonuclease/phosphatase family protein
Exons: 2
Coding region: 1-780 (259 amino acids)
Molecular function (GO): 3'-5'-RNA exonuclease activity
Source: RefSeq, a predicted model, not a curated record
AUGAGGUCUUCUACAGAUCUUCCUUUACGCAUCUUGACGAAUAAUAUUCGUUAUGCCACGAAGUCGCCAUUUAAGGGAGAGAAACCAUGGGAAGAGCGCAGGCAGCCCCUCCUAAAUCAGCUGCUGUAUAACACCCGCAAUCAAGACGCUUUCAUCUGCCUACAAGAGGUUCUUCAUGACCAGCUCAUCGACAUACACUCCGGACUGAACCGUGAACACUCCGCAGCCUCCGCUGAAGCAGGAGAAGAUGCCUGGGCGUAUAUCGGGGUCGGGCGAGAUGAUGGCCAUGAAGCUGGCGAAUACUCACCCAUCUUCUACCGACCGUCGGUCUGGCAGCUCCGACAUUGGGAAACAGUCUGGUUGUCUGAAACGCCGCAUGUCCCCUCAAAAAGCUGGGAUGCAGCAUCCAUCCGCAUCGUUACUAUUGGUGUUUUCACACACCAUACAAGUCGACAGACUAUUCUGGCGAUGAACACCCAUUUGGACGACCAAGGAUCCCGGUCUCGCUUUGAAGCAGCCCACAUCAUCCUUCGGAAGAUUGAUGAGUACGAGAGUGGAGAGCACAAAGAUGUCAUUUCUGCAGUGUUCCUGACAGGUGACUUGAACAGCGAGGAGACACAAGAGGCCUACUCGGUAUUAACAGGGAAUGAAUCUACUCUGAUUGACGCGGCAAAAGCGGUCGAUCCGGUGGAACACUACGUCAAACAGUGCCAAUGGCUCAGCAGCAAGCAAAAAACGAUCACGUGGCGGCUCCGCCAUUCAUCCUUCCUCGUCAGCUGA